GUCUAGGACUUUGUAAUGUCAGUCCAAGAAGAGGGAGAGAAACGGUGGGAAGAGAUGUCCAACGACAACAAUAAUGGCGGCGCCGGCCACCCAAUCGACUGGGCUGCGACAGCUUGGACCCAUCUAUCCACACUCCGGCAAAGAGCCCCCCUUAUCCAAUGCAUCACCAAUUUCGUCUCCAUGGACCUCAUGGCCAACACCCUUCUCGCUGCUGGCGCAUCGCCGGCGAUGAUUCAUUCACUGGAAGAGAUCCCCGAUUUCACCCCAUGCACUGAUGCCCUCUGUAUCAAUAUCGGAACCCUAACACCCAGCUGGCUUCCUGCAAUGAAAGCCGCGGCGGAGGCGGCGAAUCGAUCACAACGCCCAUGGGUUCUCGACCCAGUAGCAAUCGGAGCUUCCGGUUUUCGAAUGAGGGCCUGUCUUGAUCUUUUAGGACUCCGUCCUACUGUGAUUAGGGGUAACGCGUCCGAGAUUAUUGCCCUUUCUGGGUAUUCUAUUGGACCCACAAAGGGUGCAGAUAGUGUUCACAAGUCUACUGAUGCAGUAGAGGCAGCUCAGUCAUUGGCUCGAGCAAGUGGUUCUAUAAUUGCGGUUUCUGGAGCUGUUGAUAUCAUAACAGAUGGAAAGCGUGUUGUUGGUGCGGGAAAUGGGGUUCCUUUGAUGCAGAAAAUCACAGCCACGGGUUGCUCGGUCACUGCUCUUGUGGCUGCAUUCGUUGCGGUUGAUCCUGAACAUGCAUUUGAAGCUACAGCUUCUGCAUUAUCGAUAUUUGGAGUUUCUGGAGAGAUUGGUAUGGAUGUGGCCAAAGGUCCAGCUUCGUUGAGGACGAAUUUGAUAGAUACACUACAUGGGCUUGAUCAAGAAACUGUUCUUAAACGAGUUAAUAUUUAUAACUUCCCCUAAUGCAUGGUAUGUGAUUUUGUUAUUAA
Molecule: messenger RNA, 929 nt
Organism: Impatiens glandulifera
Lineage: Eukaryota; Viridiplantae; Streptophyta; Magnoliopsida; Ericales; Balsaminaceae
Product: hydroxyethylthiazole kinase
Exons: 2
Coding region: 16-903 (295 amino acids)
Biological process (GO): thiamine biosynthetic process
Molecular function (GO): magnesium ion binding; hydroxyethylthiazole kinase activity; ATP binding
Source: RefSeq, a predicted model, not a curated record